AUGACACUGAUAUGUGAAGGGUUUGUUCUUGUCACGAGUCAAGCUGCGAGGGUAUACUUCAUGAGCUUUCAUCUCUGUGUAGCAGUUGUUGUUAUGAAUAUUGUGACUGCAUUUAUUUUGGAUAUGUUUAUGUAUGAGUAUACAUUUUCCAAGAAAGGCUAUCUUGAUACCCAGGUUGAGAUGACGAUAAAGAAGCUGAACCUAGGCAUUGACGACGAAACGGGUAUGGAAAUAACUGAAGAAGAAAAGAAGAAAACAGAGGAAAAUGGCGGGGAAAUGUUCCACACUAAAAGUAUGUUUAGAAAACUGACUAUGAGACAUAAGGGACAUCUGAAACCAAACCUAUCAAGAUACGAUGGAAUAAGAUUUCAUAUGAAGAAACGUGGUUGGACAAAGACGGAACUGCUUUUACAGCAACUAUUCGAGCUGGAAGCUGACUUGAACAACGUGGACACAGACUACCAAAAAAUAAGAAUGCUGAGUCUUACAUAGUAAACGAUUACAAUUGAGCCUCACCAUGAGAAAACCAACAUAGUGCGUUUGCGACCAGCAUGGAUCAAAACCAACCUGCGCAUCCGCUCAGUCUGGUCAGGAUCCAUGCCGCUGACUUUUCCUCUAAUUGCAAUAGGCUUUGAAAGCGAACAAAAUGGAUCCUGACUGUGAAGCGCAGGCUGGUCUGGAUCCAUGCUGGUCGCAAACGCACUAUGUUGGUUUUCUCAUGACGCGACUCAAUUAUAUAUUUUGUAUUCUAUCUCAUAUUUUGGCAAAUUUGUCAAUGGUUAGGCUUGUAUUGCAUAAUUAUAUAUGAACCUAUUUAAAGUCGAUGUUUCGGAGUCAAUGGCUGCCAAUAAUUUUAGUAUAGGUUUGGAAACUUUGUGAUAAUAUUAUCAAAUAACUAUGAUGAAAGCGUGUCAGAACCCAAAUUCAAUCGUGGUGUUUGAACAAAAAGAAAAUUAAGGCUUUGCAAUUUAUUUGUAUUAAAGAUUGUGCCUUUUCAAUGUCUUUUCAGGAAUGAUUUAAUUUAAAAGCUUAGCUUAUUUUCAUACAUAGUAUCAUGACAGCAUUUUCUCCAUUUUGUAUCCACUUUUACAAUUGUGAGUCAAUACUAAAAUUUAACACUAUCUAUUACGAUGUAGAUGUUGCCUUUUAUGACUCAGAUCUAAAUAGACAAAUCUUGAGUGUAAAACUUUAACAUUUUGUUCUGCAUACGAACGUGAGUUUGCUUGUUGUAAGUUACAAGUCUACGUAAAAGCAAUACAAGCUUGUGAAGGUGGCAUACAUAUUAAAUGGUGAUAUACACAAGGGAAGCACAGCUUCUGCUAUGUUCUGAAAAUAUAGGUGACUGGUUGCCUGUAAUAAGUUUACUGAAGUUUACCUUAUAAGAUGGUAUAUUGCCACUAACGCCUAAAAGUAUGUCACUAGACUCGUUUUUAAUUUUAAAGCAUCUUGAUCAUAACAGUUUGGUAUGUACAUAAUUGAUAUCGUAACAGUGAAACACCGCUCGACAUAGCAUCGGUUGCCCAAGCCUCCCAACUCACUCGAGCUAUUUAUAUCGCAACCUUUGAUUGCACAAAACCUUUGUUAACUGGGUAAUUUUUCUAAUCCCAUUGCAACCUCGAGGGAUUGUUGUUUUACUGUUUUACUGUAUUCACAUAUUUGUUAUAUAAAGUGUGUACAUGUACAUGAUGCAGACAACUAACAAACUUAGUAAAUAUCGGAAUUAAAUAUUUGGGAAAACCAAUAUAGAAUACCAAUUUUAUACACCAUAAAAGAAGUGUUUAAGGCGCUUUACUUCACUUAAUUUCAUAGAGAUUUUUAUAGUUUAUUGGCCAAUAUCUUGAAACUGAAAUACAUGCCUGUAUUUCAUAAAUCUUUGAUGACAGUACACUUAAGUAACAUUUGUUAAUUUUAUUUUAAUACUUGUUUUCUUUUUUCGUCUGUUAUCACAAUUCAUCAUAAUGGUUACGCUAUUGUUUUGAAAUAUAGUAAUAUGGUACAUUAAGUAGGUGACUUUGUGAAUGUGUUAAAAGACCCAUCAGAUGUAUUCUUUUGUACUUCCAUGUUGCUUAUUGUACAUGAUUUGCAUUGAAAACUUGAGAAAUACAAUAAUCUAUUUUGCUUAUACAGUAACAAAUUGUCUGUGACAUAUAGGAAGCCAAGAUAAUGUGUUUAAUGUCUAAUAUUUUUUUGUUGAAUUAAUGUAGCAGUAUGUACUCAGUAAAGUAUAUACCACACUUUGUUUCCUUAGUGUAAGAUAUUUAACCAGAUGUGUUUUUGAAACUGGAAAAUAUACUUAAAAGAGAUUGCAUGAGAUUACACCUGUACUGGUACUGAUGAUAAACCCGAACAGAAAAUGAGGUAUUUUACCUGUAACUUUUUUAUUUCUGCAAAUUGUAAUCAACGGUCAGUAUCAAAAUAAAGCUUAACCUUUCCUGAAAACUUUACAUAAUUCAAAUUUAUAUUUAGUAAACAAACUCACACGAAGUGAGGCCCUGAAAGGGGUAUGUAAAAAGGGGACUGUAUGAACGUUGACUGAUGAUAAAUUCGAACACUUUGUCAUUUACAAAAUUUUCUUGGUAUUAUUAUAUUGAAACUUUCCCCAAAAAGCUGCAACAGUCAUUCCUGAUCAAGUAAUGAAAAGUUACCAAAUGUCAGGCCUUCAUGUUUCGACAGUGAGCAUGCGCAAAAAACACCCUCUUCCCCAGUAAUUUUGGAUAAAUAUUUUUUAUACAAAUUUAUGUAAGUCGUUUAUUUAUACAGAAUAUUUACCAAUUUUGUUUUUGUUUACACCAGUUGGUGUUGUAAGUGGAAACUGUUAGAUGGUGUGUUCAAUUUUAUGAAUAACCGAUUGCAAUCGAAUAUUUCCAAGGUGGUCGACUUUAUCAUCUGUCCGGGUUUAUCAUCAGUACCAGUAUUAUCAGAAUAAUUAUACGAAGUGUAAGUGAGUAGCUUACCGGGAUGUGGUGGGUCUUUAAAGACACAACCUUAUAAGAACUGAUAUUUAUUGAUCUUUAUUGAAAUUAAUCGUAAAUUUCAAGUCGAUGGAAUAUUUAAAAAAAGAACAGUUUCUAUAUACUUAAGUCAAAUGUAUGGUGAUAUCUAGCAUUAAUUUUGCGGAAACUGUAAUUGCUUUAUGUUUAGUCUUUCAUUCUCUAUUUAUAUUUUGUUAUCAUUUUAUAUUGUUCGUUUUCAUCGUACUUUUUAAUUGGUUAUGUAAAUAUUUCUUUUACUUUCAUUAACUGUUUUAAAGUUAUUGUAAUUGAUUUUUACAUAUAAUUCAGAAAGUCAAGAUACCAAGCUUGCGGCUUAAGGACGAGUCUUACUUCUGUUUUAGAAUGCAGUAUGUCGGUUUAACAUUUGUUUCACUUUAUAACACGCCGUUUACAAAACGUUUCAGAAAAGCACUCACUUCACAACAGAAUGUGCCACUUGUGUCAUACGGUCAUCUAAUAUGUCAAAAAUACAUUAAUAGCACUACAGAAUAUUACUCAUACUUUUUAUACAACCAACCAUGCCGGUGGAACAUUUAUUUCACCGAAGAAAUCACCGCACGUCACUAACCUUUGUCAUACAACCUCACAUAGUUAUAGAAAUAGUUAUUGCAACACAUUAACGUCACUUACUUUCGUUAUCGUAUCAUAGUUUUUCACAUAAGUCAUUUGGUUGUAUAUAUACACUGGCAUCAUGUUGACAGUAUAAGGAAUUCUGUGACUAUUUCUCAGCUGAUAAUGGUCACUGCAGUACAGUAUGAAAAUGGGCGUUCUGUUUUGUAUAAACCCGAUACAUUUCUAUGUAGGCUAUAAGAUAUGAUUAAACUCACAUUCUGUCAGUACCAUGUGUUUAUCCGCCAGAAGCAACAACUGUUGCAUUCUAAGCGACUUAUAGAUAAAGCCUUCAAACGAUACUUAAAAAUGGAAACUGGUAACAUGUCGUUGUAAAUCAACUCAAGUUGUACCUGUUUUUGACAUAAUACGCAUGAAGUGUUCAAAUAU
Mercenaria mercenaria is the source of this 3992-nucleotide messenger RNA. RefSeq lists its product as uncharacterized. Bases 1 to 492 code for a protein of 163 amino acids. The record is from RefSeq and is a predicted model, not a curated record. NCBI's taxonomy places the organism in Eukaryota, Metazoa, Mollusca, Bivalvia, Venerida, Veneridae. The transcript has 4 exons.